AUGAUGUCCGCUACAAAUGAAGACGAUCCUUUCCUCCAAGUACAAGCCGAUGUACACCACCAACUUUCCCUUACACGCCCCCUCUUUACCUCCUACCUGCGUAUCCACUCUCUAACCAAAUCUCCACAUCCAACUCCCGAACUCCUCUCCGCCCGCUCCGACCUAACCACCUCCCUCUCCCUCUUAACCGACGACCUUCAGGACCUUCGCGAUUCCAUAUCCGCAAUCCAAGCCGAUCCCUACAAAUAUGGUUUACAAAUCGAAGAAGUAUCUCGUCGGGUACGGAUGAUAGGGGAGAUUGGAGGUGAGGUAGAUGACAUGCGGGAAGAGCUUGAGAAAACCAUGGGUGGCGCAUCAUCCAUGGCUGGAGGGAAUGCAUACAAUGAUGACAAUACCGGCUCACCUCUAGACGAUGACUAUGCCGCGGAAUUCGAACACCAACAACAAAUGCAAAUGCUAAAGCAGCAAGAUGAGCAACUCGACAGUGUAUUUCAUACCGUAGGGAACCUCCGUCAACAAGCCGACGACAUGGGCAGGGAAUUAGAAGAACAAACGGGAAUGUUACAAGAAGUAGAAACGGUGACCGAUCGAGUGAGCGGGAGACUGCAAGGAGGAAUGAAGAGGAUGAAUAAAUUAGUCAAAGAGAACGAGGAUGGACUGAGUAGUUGUUGCAUCGGGGUGUUAAUUUUCGUGCUGAUUUUGUUGUUGGUGCUUGUGCUUAUUUUGUGA
Molecule: messenger RNA, 729 nt
Organism: Botrytis porri
Lineage: Eukaryota; Fungi; Ascomycota; Leotiomycetes; Helotiales; Sclerotiniaceae
Exons: 2
Coding region: 1-729 (242 amino acids)
Biological process (GO): Golgi vesicle transport
Cellular component (GO): membrane
Source: RefSeq, a predicted model, not a curated record